Molecule: messenger RNA, 4822 nt
Organism: Phlebotomus argentipes
Lineage: Eukaryota; Metazoa; Arthropoda; Insecta; Diptera; Psychodidae
Gene: alpha-Man-IIb
Product: alpha-mannosidase 2
Exons: 6
Coding region: 505-4005 (1166 amino acids)
Biological process (GO): protein deglycosylation; N-glycan processing; mannose metabolic process
Cellular component (GO): Golgi membrane
Molecular function (GO): carbohydrate binding; alpha-mannosidase activity
Source: RefSeq, a predicted model, not a curated record
GCUGCAAACCUAUUUGUGUGAAGAUGUUCUGCUCUGUGUUACUUUUAUUAUAAUUAAGUGAAUUAUUGUUUCUACCCCUGUGACGCUGAAAAUCCCUCAAUGUUUUUCCACUUAAGCCCAUUUUCUGCGGUGUGUGUGCAUAUUUAGGCUAAUUGUGUGGCUGGAAAAGGCAUUUGUUUUGCAACAGAGAAACAGUGACAGAAACUUUUGGAAGUUUUUUGCUCUGGGGACUUUCUUAUGGAAAAAAACUGCAAAAGUACGCGCCUAUUGUAUUUUGUAAGAAUUAUUACAACCAUGACAAUGACAAAAGAGGCUGUCUAAUGAUGUGCAAUGGUAAAAUUUAUUGUUAGCUGUUCCACUAAAUACUGCCCUCAUAUUGCAAAAUAGGAAUAGCACAAAUUUGUGAAGUAAGAAAUUCAUGAAAUGGUAAAACCAAACAAUACCUAAAAUAAAGUAAGAGGCAAGCAAAUAGCAGUGAAACGCAGCAAAAAUUCAGCAACAAAGAUGAAUGUGAAGAUCUUUCGAAGAGGCUCAGCAAGAUGCAUUGGACUGCUGUCGGCUUUGGUUACAAUACUCCUCUGUCUAUACUACAUCUCAAUGGGACAGCCGCAAUCCUCCGCACGAGAGCGCGGUGCCACCGACAAGAGAUCCCAUACAAAUGAAAAGCUUAAGGCGGCAAAUGAGUCAUGGAACAACUGGCUGGACCUCAGCAAGCAGGAGUCGAGGAAGAAGAUGAUUGGUAAUCUGAUACAGUCGAAGAAUUCGUCAAAUUCUAUUGACGACGGAAAGUUCUCUGCGCUGAGCAUCAAUGAGGACUGGACAAAGUGCAGAAAACUGGAUGAGAGCCAAUCGGACAUCACAACAUUGGAAGAAUUUGCAAAAUUUGACUUCCAGCCCGAGUGGAUGAAGAGCAAAGAGUACUGGGACAAAAGCUUUGAGGCACGUUUUGAGGAAUUGCGCAAAAAUCCAGAGCGCCCCCCACUUAAAGUAAUUAUUGUGCCACAUUCACACAAUGAUCCCGGAUGGCUUCGAACGUACAUCAACUACUUCGAACUGGACUCUCGACAAAUACUCAAUCUAAUCGUGGCCAAACUUCAAGAGUAUGAGGACAUGACGUUCAUUUGGUCUGAGAUAUGCAUUCUGCAACUAUGGUGGGAUCAGGCUCAUCCUCAGAAGCAAAGGGCUCUCAAGCAGCUGGUUCAGUCAGGGCGCCUUGAAAUAACCACUGGUGGCUGGGUAAUGACGGACGAGGCGAAUGUACACAUCUAUGCGAUGGUUGAUCAGCUAAUUGAGGGUCAUCAGUGGGUCAAGAACCACCUCAACGUCACACCUCGCAUCGGUUGGUCUAUUGAUCCCUUCGGCCAUGGCAGCACCGUGCCAUUCCUGCUCUCCUCUAGCGACUUCCAAGGCACCAUCAUCCAGAGGAUCCACUACGCCUGGAAGCAGUGGUUUGCUAAACAUCAAGCUGGAGAUUUCUUGUGGAAGCCCUACUGGCAGGAACAAUCACGAACCACAAAUCUCCUCACACACAACAUGCCCUUCGACAUCUAUUCCAUCAAGCAUUCUUGCGGCCCUCAUCCCUUCAUCUGUCUUAAUUUUGAUUUCCGCAAAAUCCCCGGCGAGUAUACAGAAUACUCAAUCAAAGCCCAGUUCAUCACCAGAGAGAACAUCGCCGCGAAGGCGGACCUUCUUAUUGAACAGUACGCUAGAACAGCCUCCCUCUUUCCGCAUAAUGUUGCCCUAAUUCCCAUCGGAGAUGACUUCCGGUACAACAAGGAGCGAGAAUUUGAGCAGCAAUACGUGAACUACAAGAAACUUGUGGAUUACAUCAAUGCCCACAAGGAUAGAUACAAUACUGAAAUAUCUUUUGGGACACCUGCAGACUAUUUCCGCGAGGUCAAGAAGCGCCAGGAUAAGUUCCCCACUCUCAAAGGUGACUUCUUCGUUUACUCAGACAUCUUUACCGAGGGUAGGCCAGCUUAUUGGAGUGGCUACUACACCACAAGACCAUCCUACAAGAUUCUAAGUCGUGAUCUUGAACAUAAUCUCAGAUCUCUGGAAAUCCUCUUCACCAUAGCAUUCAAUAGAGCGCGACAGAGCAAGAAUUAUGACACUCUCAGGAUAUUUGAAAAGAAUUACGAGAAGAUCAUCCAUGCCAGGAGGAAUUUGGGACUAUUCCAGCAUCAUGACGCCAUCACGGGAACUUCCAAGUCUAACGUAAUGCGAGACUACGGAACAAGGAUCUUCACCAGCAUUCAAGACACAAUGAAGCUCCAAGAAUCAACCAUUGAGACUCUACUGCAGAAGAAUGAUCACACAUUAGAGCAUGGAUUUAUACUAAGUGAACUGGAGAGAGAUAGUUUCAGUAAGAUCCCAAGGAAGACACCCAUCCACGUGACGCAGAACAAAUCAGUGGAAUUUGUGGUUUACAAUUCCCUGCUCCAAGAGCGAUUAGAAGUGGUUCUCCUUCGCACGUUGUCUCCCAACGUGAGAGUAUUCAACAGUGAAAGAGAGGAGAUGGAGAUUCAGAUAAAUCCAGUCUGGAAUAUUACAGAAGCGUCCGAUACGUUAACCAAUAUGUAUGCAAGUGGAAACAUCGCUAAUAGGAUUACAAUUUCAGAGCACGAGUACGAAAUAAUGUUCGUGACUAAGUUGCCAGGCCUUUCCUUGUCCACAUUCACUGUUGAAUAUCUCGGUGACUCCCAUAGUCGCAUGGCUACAAUUUAUUGCAAUGAAUGCCAUAACGAUCACCACAAAGACUUUGAGGUGCGCAACAAGUUGCCUGGAGAUGUGCAGCUGGAGAACCAGAAGAUGAGGCUUCUGUUUGACGAGCACAGUGGCUUCCUGAAGACCGUUACAAUGAAGAACAUGGGUAAACCUAUCCAGUGUGCAAUUUAUUUUGGUGCCUAUCGCAGUGCCCAGUUCCACUCCGGUGCUUAUCUCUUUAAAACGGAUACUGAUCAUCAGAAUCCUGAGAAAGACGUCUUGGAACAGUACACGGAUAUAAAGAUCCUUAUCACAUCUGGUCCCAUCGCCAGCGAUGUGACUGUGAUCUAUGGGCCCUUUAUGGCGCAUACUGUGAGAAUCUACAACACGAAAACUGACCUAGAUCAGGCGAUCUACAUCGAGAAUGAUGUGGACUUUGAACCACCACCGAAGAAUCGAGAGACUGAGCUUUUCAUGCGACUGAUCACUGACAUUGAGAAUGGGGAAACGCCUGAAUUCUUCUCGGAUCUCAAUGGCUUUCAGUUUCAGAAGCGCGUAAAGGUCAGCAAGAUCGGGAUAGAGGCUAACUAUUUCCCCAUCACCACGGCCGCCUUCAUUCAGGACAACAAUUUGAGACUCACCUUGCUGACAAACCACGCUCAGGGAAGUGCAAGCCUGGAACCCGGACAACUGGAAGUCAUGCUGGAUAGACGCACUCUCUACGAUGAUUAUCGCGGAAUGGGUGAGGGCGUUGUAGACAGCCGACUCACGCGUCAUCGUUUCUGGCUGCUGUUAGAGCCCAAGUCCAGCUCACAAGCAACACCCGCCGAGCCUGCAAAGGAGAAGAGAGAUGACCAGGCAGAAAAAUACAAUGUUCUGAGUCUCAUGGGGAAUCACAUGAGCAACGCUCUCAAUUAUCCAGCCAACAUCUACUUCGUGGAACCCAGCGAUGAUGUUCCGCUCAGGAUAAACAAAGCAGUGCUGCUCUUGAGACACACCUUCCCAUGUGAUUUUCAUUUACUGACGCUCAGGACUCAGACGGAAAUAAAUCUACCUUUGUUUCCAUCUAAGAACGCCCUGAUGGUCGUCCAGAGACAAGGACAUGACUGCCAAUUGUCGCAGAUCGACAACAGUUGUACCAAGUUUCGCGGCGUUGAGAAGCAGCUGUUCAGGGAUGUGUUCAUCCAGAAUAUCACUCAAUCCAGCCUCACUGGGUUGCAUGAGAAGUCGAGGGUGGAGAAGUUAAGUGAUAUGUCUAUUGAACCAAUGGAAGUUAGAACCUUCAUACUAAGGUUCUGAGGAGUAGGACAAUUUUAAUAUUCACCCCUAGUGUGAGUUUAGCAAAUGAUGGAAUUUGUGCAAAAAAAUGUGAAUGAAAAGUCUCGAUAGGAAAUCUUCAUUUUUUAAAUGACUAGAACUAGACUAUAUGAUUACGUCCACUGUUGAUUUGUUUUAAAUAUUCUUUAUAUAGAAUGAUUAAAAUUCCUAUUUUUCACCUUAUUUAUAAAGAAUAGAUAUAAGACUUGGAAGAACAUAUGUAACUUAAGAUUUAUAUAUACUUUAUAAAAUGUUCAGAGACAGAAUGUAUGAAAAGGAUUUAUAAAGGGAGCUGUAAAUGUUUGAUCGGGAAGCAGAGUCAAAGAGAAUUAUACUAAAAAUUAGCAAUUGACAAAAAUUAUCAUUAGAGAUCAACUUGAGAACAAAUUCCUCAACAGAUAUUAAAUCUUGAAAUAUUCUAUACAAUUCAAAGUAUUACAUAGAUUUAAUUUUCUAAUGAUUGAAAGUGCAGGUACAUACAUAUGUUUGUAGAAAUAUAUAAACACUAUUUAGUGACAAUGUAGAGAUUAGACGGAAGCAAACAUGACAAAAUGUAGGUAAGGUAUUUAAUAAAGUAUUAUUAUUUCAUUACUUUAGAAUUAGCAUGGGCAUUAUUCAAAGAUUUAUUGCGUUUUUGGCUUUAAUUUCAGUUCACAUGCCCAUUUAUUUUGUACCUAAUUAUCUAAUUUCGGUGCAGCAAAAAAAGCAGUCUAGACUAGAGGUGUAUGUGUAGCAGCUUAUCUAUAAUUGUGUUAUUGUAAGAGAAAUUCGUGCUCUGCAGUUCACUUUCGAUCUUUCU